AUGCUCUUCAAUUUAUCAUUGCCGGAAAUAAGUGAAAAAGGAAUAGAAAUACCGGACUCCUUAACAGAAGAAACGAAUAAGGAGCGCAUAGCGUCACCGAAUAUAAAUAUCCAAGGAGCGCAUGCUGAACAAAAAUUACAGAAUCCUGCAUCGCCAAAAAAAACAUGGAUGAAAAGGCAUGUGAUGGAUCAGACGAAUGAAAAGCUGCUUGGUUAUUCGGAAUGCAACAAAACUUUCACUCAAUCAUCCGAUCUGAAAAGGCAUCUGAUAAAUCGCACCGGUGAUAAGCCUUAUGAUUGUUCCGAAUGUGGAAAACGUUUCUCUGGUUCAUCAAAUUUGAGAAAACAUAUGAGGAUUCAUACCGGUGAAAAACCGUACAAUUGUUCAGUAUGUGGAAAACGUUUCUCUCAUUCAUCGGCUUCUAAGAAACAUAUGAGGAUUCAUACCGGUGAAAAGCCGUACAAUUGCACAGAAUGUGGAAAACGUUUCUCUGAUCAAUCGGCUUCCAGAAAACACAUGAAGAUUCAUACCGGUGAAAAGCCGUACAAUUGUUCAGAAUUUGGAAUACGUUUCCCUGAUUCGUCGGCUGUUCAAAAGCAUAUGAGGAAUCAUAUCGGUGAAAAGCGGUACAAUUGUACAGAAUGUGGAAGACCCUUCUCUGAUCCAUCAAGUUUCAAAAAACAUAUGAGGAUUCAUACUGGUGAAAAGCCGUACAAUUGUUCAGAAUGUGGAAAACGUUUCUCUGAUUCAUCAAAUUUGCAAACUCAUAUGUUGACCCAUACCGGUGAAAAACCGCAUGGUUGUCCAGAGUGCAGAAAAAAUUUCUCUCAAUUGAUGCAUUUGAAAAGGCAUAUGAGGAUUCACACCGGUGAAAAGCCUUACAAUUGCACAGCAUGUGGAAAACGUUUCUCUGAUCCAUCAGCUUUUAGAGAACAUAUGAGGAUUCAUACCGGUAAAAAAACGUAUAGUUGUUCCGUAUGCGAUAAAAGAUUAUCUCGACGGCGUAUUUUGAAUAUUCACAUGAAAACCCAUUGGAAAGAGAGUUCCUCGUCCAAUUGGACUGCAUGCAACCAAAGCAAUUCAUGA
Molecule: messenger RNA, 1086 nt
Organism: Cercopithifilaria johnstoni
Lineage: Eukaryota; Metazoa; Nematoda; Chromadorea; Rhabditida; Onchocercidae
Source: the annotation of a GenBank genome assembly